CGAUUCCCCAUAAUGCCGCGCGCACAGCACGCGACGGCAGUAGAACAUUGGGGUGGUGAUGAUUCCGCUGUUCUCUAUGCGUGACAGUGCGGCACUCUGAUGGUACGGCGCGACAGGUGCACCGAGGGAGCUCAGAAACCAGUAUCAUUUAUUUGAGAAGUCUAAAACCCGGAGGAGCAUAGUCUUCUCCUCUAUUUGUCCGGUUUGAAAUGCUCGUGUGAGCAGCUGCGCUGUCGGGGGAGCUGCAUGGAGGCUCAGGCAGGGGCAGGCAGCCCAGAACCCAGUAAAGAUUUUCAGAAACUGUUGAAGCCCUCGAGCUCAGGUGAUCUCUCCAAGGAGCUGUUCCACCACCCUGUUGAGGAGGAGGAGGGCAGCCUGUCAGGACACACUGCCAGCCUGAUGCUCAUCACAGAGAAGAGACAACCUCUGAGCAGUGUGUCCUCUCUGGAGGUGCACUUUGACCUCCUUGAUCUGACUGAACUGACUGACAUGUCUGACCAGGAACUUGCUGAAGUUUUUGCUGACUCUGAUGAGGAGAAUCAUAAUGACUCUCCAGCUGGUUCUCACCAGCCUAUGCUGCACAGAGGUGGGUGUAUGCGCUCCCCAUCAUGGACGCGCUGCAAUAAGGUUGAUCCCCCGCGUGAGAGAAAGCACCACAGCGACUCGGACACCACAGAGCCCUUAAUGAAGCUGGAUCGCACGAAGAAGCCCUGAAGACUGAUGUGAAACAGUCAGACUGCAGUGGUACAAAACCCAGAGCAGACACACCCAGAGAGGAAACAUCAAUCGGGUCACAUUUGUUACCUGCCUUCCCAUAAAGUAUGAAGGUGUUAAAGAGAUGAGUUUGGGUCAAACUCUGGAUGCUGUGAUCUUUGUGAAGUGCAAUAGAAAUGCUCUCUUUCUUCUCCCCCCUCUCUCAUAUUGUGACACGCUUUUUUUUCUUAUGAAAAGUUCUUGAUGCACUUUGGGCUUCCACAAAUUUUAAGAUUUGUUUUCUGCUGACAGACAGGGUAUGAGGUCAACAAGUAAUAGCAAAUCCAUCCUUAUACCCUGCCAGGGUGACAGAAAUCUUGGGCAUACAGGUUCAGGUUCUGGAAUUUGCAGUGAAUAACCAGGAUGGGAUGAAA
Molecule: messenger RNA, 1127 nt
Organism: Thalassophryne amazonica
Lineage: Eukaryota; Metazoa; Chordata; Actinopteri; Batrachoidiformes; Batrachoididae
Gene: dbndd1
Product: dysbindin domain containing 1
Exons: 4
Coding region: 247-714 (155 amino acids)
Biological process (GO): negative regulation of protein kinase activity
Cellular component (GO): cytoplasm
Source: RefSeq, a predicted model, not a curated record